This is a messenger RNA of Ostreobium quekettii, 3348 nucleotides long. The record is from the annotation of a GenBank genome assembly. NCBI's taxonomy places the organism in Eukaryota, Viridiplantae, Chlorophyta, Ulvophyceae, Bryopsidales, Ostreobiaceae.
AUGGCUGCCGAUGUCAUUGGGCUCAUCGACAUCGCCGUCAACUGGGGCAAGGAGAUAAAGGCUGCGGUGGACGCCGCGAAGCACAACAAAGAUGCCUGCAGGGACAUUGGGGAGCGCGUCGCGCUGCUGGCGGAGCUGGUCGAAAGCCAGAAAAAGAAGCCCGAGCGCGAGUUGGAAAGGUUGAAAGCGUCGGUUCUGCGCGUGUCGGAGGACCUCGAAAAGGCAAAAGAUUUUCUCAAGAUGUACAACAGUGCAAGCUGGCUGAGGCGCCACGCCUUUGCAAAGGACUACAAAGAUGGGUUUUCAGCUGUGGGGGAAGCCCUGAGCAUUUCGCGUUCAGACUUUGCUGCUGUGGUGGAUUCUCUUGUGCUAGAGAAGGUCAGUGACCUCACUGCAGCAAACACGGCCGUGCAAAAGAAGUUCGAUGCUGUGUUGGCAAGAGUGAGGAGCCACAAGGAGAGUGCAGACAUCAGAACAUUGGAGUUUUGUGAACGGCCAGGCCUUCCUGAAAGUGCAACUGCGCUGAAGCCCAGAGUGGAUGCCAUCAAAAAGAUGGUGUUUGAGCCGGGCUCAAACCCCACAGCUCUGGUUGGCAUGGGUGGCGUUGGUAAAACUACCCUCGCUGCCGCCUUGUGCGCGGCAGUGGCAGAUGACUUUGAUCACAUUGUGUGGAUCAAUGUGGGGCAACGUCUUGAGGAAUCGGACAUCCUGGCGCGCCUACAGCAACUGUGGAAAGAGGUCAUGAAGUCAGACCCACCGCACAAGAGCAUCAAGAGCAUGCGCAAUGCUCUAUUGAAGGAACUGGAGAGCAAGAAGGCUCUGAUUGUCUUUGACAAUGUGUGGAAGUGUGAUGACAUCAAGACACUCUUGGUUGUCGGCGACCAGGGCAAGGUGUUGUUUACAACAAGAGAUUCAACGAUUGCAAGGCGGGUCCAUGCAAGAGAAUACAAGGUGAAAGAGAUGAAGGAAGGGCAGGCAUUGGAGCUCUUCUGCCGUUGCGCAUUCCAGCGCCCUUCAAUCCCAGAUGACAAGGAGGUGUACAGGCAUUGUGUGCAGGGAAUGGUUGCCGAAUGCGGAGGGCUGCCUCUGGCACUCAAUGUGGUGGGUUCAUUGGCGGCUGGCUACUUGGUGUUGGAAGAAUGGCAAGAAGGUUUGACCAAGCUCAGGAAGUCCAUUGGGAUGUGCACUGAGUACAACAAGAAGGUUUUAGCCCUGCUGAGGAUGAGCUUUGACUGCCUUGAGGAUGAUGAGCAGGAUCUAUUUCUGUGCCUGGCAGGAAAUCCCGAGGGCUACCAUGUCAGUGUCUCUGACUUGGUGGAGCAAUGGGUGCUGCGAAAAUAUGAUAUGGACAGGGAGGAAGUGGAUUCUGAUGAGGAAGCAGACAUUGAUGAGAACUUGACGCUCGGCUACAAAUUAUACAUGCAUCUGGUGCACCGUUCACUGGUCAUUCAUGACCCCUCUGGCAUUGUUGGUCUUCAAGGAGAGACAGACGAGGCGUUGAUGUUGUCCAUGAUGGGAUUUCAGGAGACCGAAGUGCGGACAGCAUCCUGCCAUCUACAUGACCUGAUUCGAGAGAUGGCCCUGAUGGUGACAAGCGAGGGAGACAUCACAAAUCGGCAGCGAUUGUUUUCUUGGACCUCAAAGAGCCUGCAGGCUACCACUGCAAUGGUGGUGGAGCUGUCGACCUGUUCUACCUCAGCAACCGGCCUAUUGCCAGGAGAUGUUCACCUGCCAAAGCUCCGGUCAUCUGUUUCAAGGGCCUCAAGGUUGCAAGCUCUUCCUGAGGCAAUCCUGCUCUCUGAGCUCAGGGUUCUUGAUGCAUCUUUCGCCAACCUGCAAUCGCUGCCACGGGGGCUCUCGCGCCUCCAAGGACUGCAACUACUGAGAUUGGACGGCAACAUGAUUGAAACACUGCCCCAAGAAAUCGGCCAUCUGAAGCACUUGGUUGUAUUGUCACUGCGUCUGUGCAAGAUGCUGACAGCUCUGCCAAGCGAAAUUGGAGAGUUGGGGAACCUGCAUGGCUUGCAUGUUGGUGGUUGUGCACUCCAGCACCUGCCAGAUUCAGUAGGGAACCUGCACAGUUUGAAGAAGCUUGACCUCAGCUUCUGCUCUGACUUGAAAGAGCUGCCUAUUACACUGGAAUCUGCCAGCGAGCUGGAAUGCUUGAAUGUGAAUGGCUGUGGGCAGCUGGCAUCCCUUCCACUGCGAUUGGGGUCUCUUCUUAAGCUCAGAGUGAUCCUUGCAGUGGGAUGCACCAUGCUGACAGAAAUGCCAAAGAAGUGGCCAGUCAGUUUGGAGGUUUUAGAUUUGCAGGGAUGUGAAAAUGUGAAGGAAAUACCUGAUGCAACGGAUCUUCAACAGUUGCGAAUAUUGCAUUUGUAUGGUUGCUUUGGGCUUGAGAGCUUUCCCAGCUCAGGAAUGCCUAGCCUGCAGUCGUUGGGCUUGCCUCUGGUUGACAUCUUUGAGCUAGAAUCAAAGAUCGAACUCGAAGAGGUUGCUAAGCAGCGCAAGACACGCUUGGACCUGGAGGAUGGGGUCUACUACUUGGUGAAGGGCAAGUUCACUCCGAGUUUUCACAGAUGGCUGCAAGGAACGUCCAUGCUGAAACUCCGACCGCAGGGAGUACAGUACUCGUACAUCAAAAUGAAGGAUGCAUGGACUCCACUGACUCGUGCUGCCUACAAAGGGCAGACCUCUAUUGUGGAGUCGUUGCUUGAGAAGGGUGCUGAUGGGAAUGCACCAGAUAAGGAUGGCUGGACGCCACUGACCCGUGCAGUUGACAAUGGGCAGAGAUCUGUAGUGACGUUGCUGCUUGACAAAGGUUUCAGUGGUGAUGUGUCAGAUGAGCUUGGAUGGUCGCCGCUGACCCGCGCAGCUGCCAGGGGCCACAAAGAAAUGGUGCAGUUGUUGAUUGAACAUGGUGCAGAAGCCACUAUGGUGGAUAAGAGUGGAAGGACACCUCUGGGGCGGGCAGCUGCCACUGGGCAAGCCUCUGUCGUGGAGUUUUUGCUCGACAGUGGAGUUGAUGGGAAUGCAUCAGAUGAGAAUGGCAUGACAGGACUGAUGCAUGCGGCUCUUGGUGGGCACGAUGCCAUCGUCAAAAUGCUCCUUGACAAGGGUGCUAACACGAGCGACAGAGAUAAGGUUGGAUGGACAGUCCUUCAUUGCGCAGCUGGAGGCGGAUCUGCAGAAGUAGUCAGCUGCCUGUUGGAACGCUGCGAUGCUGCCUUGCUGAGUGCCAAGACUGAGGCAGGACACACAGCACUGAUGCUAGCGGCUUUCAAUGGGCACAGCGCUGUUUUCAAAAUGCUCUUGGACAAGGGCGCUGAUGCGAGCGUCGUGGAAAAU